GAAUUAGAAUUCUCGGAGCUCGUGAAGGAAGCAUGAUUUAUAGCAAAACAUUGACAUUGUGUGCUUUUUUGAAGUAAAGUGUCAUUUUGCAUUGGAAAUAUAAUCGUCGAUUUAGAUUCAAGUUUUUAUUUGGCCGAAUGUACAAAGUAGUCUGAAACCGUGAAAUAGAUCUUAGAGGUAAAAAUUGUAUUCGGUAAGUGAAAAGUGGGCGUUGAGAGCAUUUCCGCGUCUUUCUACGUGUUGUGAAUCGUGAUACUAUUUACGUCAACUCCACAGUCCUUCGGCUACGUGGUGCGUUAAUGACGUACGUCCUUUACGUAAAGUAAUAUCUGUCUGUCAAAGGGCAUUUAAAUGGCUACAGUGUGCAGAAGUGUAUAGCUACAGUCUGCGGUACAGCACUGAAACACUUCUGUUCGGGUUUAAUUCACCUUCCGGCUCUGUAAAUGACCUGUUUUAACUAGCUUUUAAUAGCAGAUCGCUCGUUUUAGACAGACAAAAACGUUCAGCUCGGUUUAUAACACGUAAAAAUGAACGAGGAAGAAGAGGCUGUGCAGAAAACAAGGCUGUCGUUUGAAGAUCUGUGUCGAGCCCUGAAUAUGGACGAGGAGGCGAGUAACGGGGCAUGGAGGAGCUACGAAAAUAUCAGCAAAAACUACACUUUAGAGGGUAGUGAACUUCACUGGUUGGCCUGUGCCCUUUAUGUGGCCUGCAGGACGUCUGUGCCCACUGUUAGUAAAGGCACAGCUGAAGGCAAUUAUGUGUCCCUCACACGGAUUCUCCGCUCUUCAGAACAGAGUUUGAUCGAGUUUUUCAGCAAAAUGCAGAAAUGGCAGGAUAUGGCCAACCUGCCAAAGGAAUUCCGGCAAAGCACAGAAAAGCUGGAGAGGAACUUCACUGUGACAGCUGUCAUUUUUAAGAAAUACGUCCCCAUAUUUAGGGACAUAUUUAAACCCCCUUCUGAUGAACCGCCCAGAACACACAGAAGCAGGAAACAAAAACGACAUCCCUGCACUGUGGCUGAGCUCUUCCAUUUCUGCUGGGUCCUGUUCGUGCAUGCAAAAGGAAACUUCCCUAUGAUCAGUGACGACCUUGUGAACUCUUAUCACCUGUUGCUGUGUGCACUUGACCUGGUUUACUCCAACUCUCUGUUGUGCUCCAGCCGUAAAGAUCUACUCAACCCCAACUUCAAAGGCCUUUCAGAGGAUUUUAGCAGUAAGGACUAUAAACCAGGCACCAGCUCACUUUGCUUCAUAGAGCAGCUGUGUGAACUGCAUCAUGGUGUGGUGCUCGAUGCUAAAGGGGUAAAGGAACACUUCUGGAAGCCCUUCAUCAAGAAACUCUUUGAACGCAAGAUUUUAAAGGGAAAGGAGGAGACGCUGACAGGAUUCCUGGAUCCUAUUCAUUUUGGAGACAGUCUUGCUUCUCUGAACCGGGCAUAUGAGGAGCAUGUUCUGUCAUCAGGUGCUCUAGAUGAGAGGAUAUUUCUGGGUGACGGAAACAAAGAGGACAUUGGUACACCAGGACCAUAUCUGUGUGAGGGGACAGAGAACCAGGACAGACCUCCCAGCAUUCUGCACAAAUCCCUCACUGCAUCAGCUCUAAAAGUGUCGACUCCACUGACGGGGAGGACGUACUUACAGGACAGUGCUUUUGGAACACCAGUGUCCACUGCAAUGGAAGGCAUCGCACGUCUGCACAGUCUACUGUCAGGACUCAAACACAGGCCGAGCCUGAGACUGAGAGACAUGCUGAAGGCCUGUGCAAGAAACCCCAGUGAAGCUAUAGCAUCCAGACUGAGAGAGAUGUCCGAGGUGUUCCUUCAGAGCUACGAAGCCAAGGGAGAGGAAAACCAAGGCCUAGCAAGAGAUAUUGCUGUAAAAUACUUUUGCCUAGCUGAGGCACUGUAUUAUAAAACACUGGAGGGCAUCAUUGACCAGGAGAAGAGGAGACUGGGUGACAAUGACCUCUCUUCUAUUCUAGAGCAGGACAUAUUCCAUCGUUCACUGAUAGCCUGUUGUCUAGAGAUUGUCAUCUUCUCUUACCAUCCACCUGGUGAGUUCCAGUGGGUUCUACAGACCUUUGACAUUCCCCCUUACCACUUUUAUAAGGUGAUCGAGGUGCUGGUUCGGGCGGAAGAAGGUCUCGUCAGGGAGGUGGUGAAGCAUCUGAACCAUGUGGAGGAGCAGGUGCUGGAGAGCCUGGCCUGGAAAGAGAGUUCCCCACUCUGGGAGAGCAUUAAAGGGGCCAAAAACCAUGUGCCUUCCUGUCAGGAGGUCAUUCCUCCUCAGUACCUAGAGGAUGGAUCUGGCAACCUUCACACCCCUAAAACUAAUGAGAUCAGUGCUAAUACUGCAGGAUCAGGAAAAGGAGUGGCCUCCGCUUCCACAACUCUCCAUGAACGCUACAGUACCCCACCCACAGGUACAGCACGCAGGCGCCUCUUUGUGGAUUCGGAGAUGACCUCUGACCCUCCUGCAUCAACGCGGGUCAGCCAGCCCUCAUUGGUCAGCACUAUACCACCAGGCCAGACCGUGGUCACUAUGGCAACAGCUACUGUUACUGCUAACAAUGGACAGACCGUUACAAUACCUGUGCAAGGGAUAGCCAAUGAGAAUGGGGGCAUCACUUUUAUCCCGGUGCAAGUGAGCGUGACGGGGCAGAGUGGACCAGGACUACAGCCUCUUACCGCCCAGGCUCUGACUGGCUCACUGAACACCCAACAGCUGACGACCACCAUGCCUGCUGGCACUACUCACACCAGCCCUACAGCCAGCAAGCAGGCCAAGAUGAGCCCUCAGCAGGGGACACCAAACAGAGUGCAGAGAACAGGCUCCCUCUGUCUGUUCUUCCGCAAGGUGUACCACCUGGCCAGCGUACGUCUCCGAGACCUGUGUGUGAAGCUGGACAUCAGUACAGAUCUGCGCAGGAAGAUCUGGACCUGCUUUGAGUAUUCGCUGGUACACUGCACAGAGCUCAUGAUGAAUCGCCACCUCGACCAGCUGCUCAUGUGUGCCAUCUAUGUCAUAGCUAAGGUGACUAAAGAGGAUAAAUCCUUCCAGAACAUCAUGAAGUGUUACAGAUCUCAACCUCAGGCCAGCAGCAGUGUUUACAGGACUGUUCUGAUAUCAGGACGAAAGACAGACCACUCAGGCAACAGUGACAACAUCAGACAGAACUCUCCAUCCGAUGGAGGGCCUAAACAAGCAACGAGCGGAAACAGCAGUCCCGUGUCGAUGCGCUCCAGUAGCACACUGCCUGUUCCUCAACCCAGCAGUGCUUCCUCUACACCCACUCGCACACCCGGCGUAUUGCCAGAGCAGGAGGAGGAGGAGGAGCAGGGGGAUCUCAUUUGUUUCUACAACCAAGUCUACAUCAAACAGAUCAAACUGUUUGCACUGCGCUACUCCUCCAGCUCUCCUAAAGCAGGGGUAGAGACCCCACCUCUGUGUCCAUAUCCUUCACUCCGAAUUGGUUCACCGCGCAGAGUCCUCCUUUCUCACAACCACUCCAUCUACAUCUCUCCCCAUAAGUCUGAAAGUCCACUGACCCCCAGAGACAAAAUCUUCUAUUAUGUCAGCUCAAGUCCCUCAAAUCGGCUGCGGGAGAUUAACAGUAUGCUCCGAACUGGAGAGACGCCCACUAAGAAGCGCAGCAUGGCCCUGGAGGAGGAGCAGCAGUCUCCUGCUAAGAGAUUGUGCCAGGAGAACCACAGCGCUUUCUUCCGCCGCCUGCAGGAUGUCGCCAAUGACCGCAACAACUCCCAUUAAAGCAAACAGCACCAUAUCGCCCACGUAUAAAGAUAAUGUAUCAAAAUAAAUUUCAGGAAAUGUCCAGUGCAAGAAAGUGCACACAGUCAUACGCCAACACUUGAGCAUGAGCAUGGUACAGAUACCAACACAGUGCAAGAAAACUUACAUUUAUCCAAAAGCUUCUUCUGCACUAAGAGCUUUUGGCUUCCAAAUACAAGCAGAUCAUUUCCUCUAUAUUAAUGUACCAAUUAUCAGCUUUUUUUAAUACCAUUUACAAAGUACACAAAUGCCUACAAAUGUAGGUGUUUAUAAUUUGAUACCUUUUUGAAUCUAACUAAAUAUCAAUGCUUUAGAUAAGUUUCAUAUCAAAUGUUUUAAAAAAAAAGAUUAUGUACUUAAUAAUGGAUUUGUGAGCAAAUCUUGCCUUGCGUUUGACAUUUUUCUGGCUUUUAAGAAAAGAAUAUUUUCAUAAAAGAAAAAUUUAUUAUGUAUAGUGACAACAGUUCCUGGUUUCUUAAUUUAUUAAGAAAUGAUUGUGAACUCUUUUAUAUAUCCUGAAGCAGUGUUGUUUUUUUUUCUGUGUAUUUGUGAUUUCUAUAGCUAAUAUAUUUAUGCCAUUUUUCUAACUUUAGUUAGAGAGAUAUCAGUUAGAGACAACUGACAUUUUAAUAGAAUAAACAUUUUAAUGUAAUAUUUAUUAUUCCUUUGUGCUGCAUGUACAUGAUAACUGUUCUGUACCCUUAUCAUUUAUUUUCUUACAUUUAUUCUGUCAUUUUUAGUGAUAAAUAUGUUUUUGCUUGGUCUAAAAUGUGGCAUCACUGCAAUGUGUGUAUUGUUAAAGGACAGUCCCAUUUCUAGUAAGUGCCUUUUCUAUUUUUGACAUUCAUGGACUUUGUAUGUACAGCUAAAAUAGAGCUGAUGUUAGAUGUUCACUCACCUGUCAUUAAUUAAAUUAAAGGAACCACACUGACUCAUGAA
Tachysurus vachellii is the source of this 4727-nucleotide messenger RNA. RefSeq names its product retinoblastoma-like 2 (p130) (gene rbl2). NCBI's taxonomy places the organism in Eukaryota, Metazoa, Chordata, Actinopteri, Siluriformes, Bagridae. Gene Ontology annotation, cellular component: chromatin; nucleus; transcription regulator complex. The transcript is spliced from 22 exons. Gene Ontology annotation, biological process: regulation of transcription by RNA polymerase II; cell differentiation; negative regulation of G1/S transition of mitotic cell cycle. The coding region runs from base 528 to 3767 and encodes 1079 amino acids. Gene Ontology annotation, molecular function: RNA polymerase II transcription regulatory region sequence-specific DNA binding. The record is from RefSeq and is a predicted model, not a curated record.